UCCUCCUGAAACCACCGGAGCCAUCAUGAAUGCAAAGGUUUUCGUCCUCCUCGGCUUGGUAGCUGUUAUUGCUGCCGACAAAUUGGGAUCGUUCGAGUCCGGUGAGGCCAGAUACGAAUUUGACUGGGCUGUCAAACACGACGACUCCGACAACGACUUCGGCCACCAGGAAGCCCGCAAUGGAGACGACACUCAGGGAUCCUACUACGUGCAGCUCCCCGACGGCCGCCUGCAGACCGUCAGGUACGUCGUGGACGGUGACAACGGAUACGUGGCCGAAGUGAACUACGAGGGCGAGGCUCGUUACCCCGACUCUAAUGAAUCAAAAUAAUUUGAUUCCAUCGUUCUAUUAUCGUUAGGCUGACAACGACUUCUUGAUAUGACUAACAUAUAUAUAUGUACAUAUUUUUAUCUCUCUUUUUAAAUAAACUCUCUUAUCAUAA
Molecule: messenger RNA, 443 nt
Organism: Penaeus indicus
Lineage: Eukaryota; Metazoa; Arthropoda; Malacostraca; Decapoda; Penaeidae
Product: pro-resilin-like
Exons: 3
Coding region: 26-331 (101 amino acids)
Cellular component (GO): extracellular matrix
Source: RefSeq, a predicted model, not a curated record